AUGGCAUCCACAGGAGGUGCGUGAAACGAUGCACGCCGGUUAUUGUCCUACGCACCAGCCGCUCGGCAUCUGACAAUUCGUCCCUUUGCAUGCUUGAGACAGACUACAUCUUCUUGUUCUUUGUGCUGGCGGUGGUCGGAGGCAUUUUCUGGAUUGUCAAGGGGCAACAAGUCAGCGCUUCGAUUGCUAAGCAGAAGCAAGGUCUCAAGGUGAGUGUUGGAGAGGUGAACAGGUCAUACUUGCCACACGCGUUGGGGAGGAAAGGGAGGGCGGCGCAGGCAAGAGUCUGGACAGUAUGCCCUCGAAAGCAAAAGAAGAAGGGAGAAAGUACAAGGAGACAAUCUGAAUACUGGCAAGGACGAGCACCGCAGCACGUCAGGAGCUGGGCAUACAUGCGGUGCUGAUCACCUUGUGUCGCUCCUCGCGCUCCGAACAUAGAGCCGUGGCUUGGACUUUUCUGGCGAUGGGCUUUCUGUCAAGACGAACAGGAGGCAGAUGUCGCAGCAGGAGUACAUCGUGAGUUUGGAUUGUCCUUGAGAUUUGGACGAACAUUUGAACGUGUUUGGAUGAGCGGGGACGCGAAGCGACUUUGAAGUCAGGCCGGUCGACCUACAGGGCUGCCAUCACGCCACUUGGAUCCCUCCAUUUCGUCCUUUCUAAACGUAGCUCUCAAGUCGCUAGCCUGUCAGCGCAGCACAGUCGCUAAUCGCCUCGUGCCUUUCGUUUGCGCGACGCUACCUUUCGCAGGAAAAAUCGCAAGCCAGUCUAGCCAGGACACAGGAAAGAGCUGCGAAGCACAAGAAGGCCUUUGGAUUCAAACAUGGCGAGGAUGGGGCUCAGCACUGA
Messenger RNA from Ceraceosorus bombacis, 846 nucleotides. The record is from the annotation of a GenBank genome assembly. NCBI's taxonomy places the organism in Eukaryota, Fungi, Basidiomycota, Exobasidiomycetes, Ceraceosorales, Ceraceosoraceae.